AUGGCUCGCCUAUCUCUAGCACUUUACUUGCUAGUACUGGGUCUGCCGGCAUAUCUCCCAUCCCUGCUCAGCCAAGACUUAAUAGCCAUCCUACAGCGCCAUGCCUACGCUGAAAUCGCCGUAUCGCGUUUACUUGAGCGCGUUACACACCAUGAAGUCACCAUUGACGAGACCGUAGGCGCCUUGGAGUCCGCGUCAACUGGUACUCAGCGUGCCCAGGCUGCGUGCUAUAUCGUAAGCACUGUGUUCCCUGGAAAGGUUCUGGCCGAUGACGACCCGGACUACGAAGACGAGUUUCAGUUCAACUGGUCUAAAACAUGCUGGCUACGUCCGGCGUGUAUCUUUCGGCCCAGCGACGCUGUCGAAGUGGCUGUUUUCCAAAAGGUCAUAAAACUCACAGCAUCGAGAUUUGCUAUCAGAGGCGGAGGACACAACCCAAACCCAGGUUUUGGCAGUGUCGAUAGCUCCGGUGUCCUAGUUGACAUGAAGGGUUUUGGUACCUUGAAGGUCGAGGGUGAUCGGAGUCUACAAGUCGGCGCUGGACAGACGUGGGAGAGCGUAUAUGACUUCAUUGAGCGUGAUGGAAAAUCAGUAAUUGGAGGGCGUCACGGAACAGUCGGGGUAGGAGGCUUUCUGCUUGGAGGAGGGAUGCCCUUUUUUGGAGGGCUAUACGGACUGGCAGCCGACAAUGUGAAGAAUUUUCAGGUGGGCUUGUACCUGUCUUUUGGGAAGAUCGUUACGUCGGAUUCGAGAAUCGUAAAUGCCAAUCCCAGCGAGCACCAAGACUUGUUCCGAGCCCUCAAGGGCGGCGGUGCCAAUUUCGAAACGCACCCCCUGAUUCAAGCCCAAUACGCAGUAUACGCAUACUACGCGGCCGACUAUGAGUAUCUCCUCAACGCAACGGUCAACGUGCAAAAGGCCAUGGAGUACGACAGCAAAAUCGGGUUCUUCUUGAACGUCCAGCCUACUGCUAUCGUAGCGGGCUUAUUAUAUGCGGAACACACGGCGCAGCCGCCUGAAGUAUUUACCGAGUUCUUCAAGGCGGACAGCCUCAUCGCUGCCGUCGUGCCAACCACGAACGGGACCAUCCGAACCCUGGUACCUGAGCUGGACACUGUUGGCCAAGAUGCGGGACCCGCUAGCCGUGCGCUGUCUGCACAAUCAACAAGGGUAGAUUACGAACUAUACCUCGACGUCCACAGACAGUACACGGAGAGGCUCCGGGACAGCCGUCUGGCAACACCAUCUGCAACACUGUCGUAUACGAUCCAGCCCGUCUCGUCCUACAUGGUGCGCGCAGGUCGAGAGCGAGGCGGCAACGCGAUGGGACUCGACGAGAUCGCACAAACAUGGUGGGCAUGCCUUAUCGAGUGGUACAACGAGGCCGACACGGCGACGUCACACACGAACGUCGGACUCUUCGGCGACAACAUCGCGUCGUUGGCUGCUAGUGGGAGAGAAGGCAAUCUGCUGCUCCCGUUCCAGUUCAUGAACGACGCAGGCGCGCGACAGGAGGUGCUGCGGAGCUAUGGGGAGACGAAUUUGACGGCCCUCCGGAAAGUGGCGGGCACGUACGACAAGACUGGGACUUUUCAGAGGCUCCAGCAUGCGGGAUUCUUGCUGCGAUGA
Molecule: messenger RNA, 1629 nt
Organism: Hypoxylon fragiforme
Lineage: Eukaryota; Fungi; Ascomycota; Sordariomycetes; Xylariales; Hypoxylaceae
Product: FAD-binding domain-containing protein
Exons: 7
Coding region: 1-1629 (542 amino acids)
Molecular function (GO): FAD binding
Source: RefSeq, a predicted model, not a curated record